Messenger RNA from Oryzias melastigma (Indian medaka), 1212 nucleotides. It is a transcript of the gene taco1, whose product is annotated as translational activator of cytochrome c oxidase 1. The record is from RefSeq and is a predicted model, not a curated record. Gene Ontology annotation, cellular component: mitochondrion. NCBI's taxonomy places the organism in Eukaryota, Metazoa, Chordata, Actinopteri, Beloniformes, Adrianichthyidae. The transcript is spliced from 6 exons. The coding region runs from base 146 to 1000 and encodes 284 amino acids.
GCCUAAAAAAGGUCAUGACUAGAAUGUGUUAGCUUGAGUAACUCCCAGCAGCUCUUAUUUUGAAAGCUCCGACUAUGACGUCACCAAAAACCAGGAAGUACCGAGCGCAGCAGGAGCCGAGUGGUCUUGUUUGGCCUUAACUGGCAUGGCGGGGCUGCCGCUGCUGCUGAGGGCUCUCCGGGCAAUACACCCCCGGUUACCGUGCCCGCAUCGACCCCUCCCCUCCAGGGCUUCAUGCUGUCCCGUGAGGUUUCUGCGCACGAGCGCUGCGUUCUGCGCAGGUCACAACAAGUGGUCAAAGGUGAAACACAUCAAAGGACCCAAAGAUGAAGCGAGGGCACGGAUGUUUAUGAAGUUUGGCAUGAUGAUAAGAAUAGCAGUGAAGGAAGGAGGAUCAAACCCAGACCUGAAUGUAAACCUCGCUCACAUCCUGGAGCAGUGCAGGAGCAAGAACAUGCCCAAAGCAUCCAUAGAGGCAGCAGUCAAGAGUGCAGAAAAGGCAAAGCCGGCUUCACUGCACAUGUUUGAAGCUCGAGGGCCUGGUGGAUGUGUGCUGCUCGUCGAGGUGCUGACCGACAACAACACACGCACCGGUCAGGAAAUCAAACGGCUGCUGAACAAAAACGGGGGGGUGCUGUCUGAAGGCAGUCGUCAUAACUUCAGUCGCAGUGGAGUGGUGGUGCUGCCGGGUCACGACAUCAACUCGGAGAAAGCCCUCGAGCUCGCCAUCGAAUCGGGAGCGGCAGACGUGCAAGAGACUGAGGAUGAGGAGGAGAAACCACUUCUGAAGUUUAUCUGUGAUGUGCCGGACCUGCACAAAGUGCGAGUUUCCCUGGAGAAGCUGGGAAUGCCGGUCACAUCAUCCGGCUUGGAGUUCGUUCCCCAUAACUACUCGUCUCUGGAUGAGGAGCAGCUGGAAGCGGCAUCAGCUCUUAUAGAAGCUCUCAAUGACUGUCCAGAUGUGGUCCGAGUGUGGGACAACAUCAAGACCGACAGCUGAGAGCCUCUCUCUCACGGACGCUGGGAUUCCCACAUGUGGAUAUAAUGGAGAAACAUCGAUACCUUAAAUUAAUAAAAGUCGCAAGAGAGAAAAAUGCACCGUGCUAUGGUUUUAAUGCCAAAUCUGCACAAAUGGAAGUUAUUUUGAUCUGUAAAGUGGUGUUUUAAAGGCAGUUUCAAGAAGAGAAAAAUAAAAAGUCAUCAUUUUGUUGA